UUUUUACCAGUCCAACAGCAUGUCGAAUGUACGCAUAUUCAAAUGUUGAAAAGGCCUUUUUGUGACGACCUACGACGAAAAGGCACAAUGCUGAACCGACUCAAACUCGCAUCCCGCGCGUAAAGGAUAGGUAAAGAAAAUGAGAGAGAUGCAGCGAUAUUCGAACGUCAAAAACCUUCGCCAUGUUGUACGGGCAGGCGCGUCAACGACAACAACUUCACAACAAACAAACUCGUAUGCGGCAAAAACAUCUGAUCGCAAACUCACAAGCCCUUCCUAAAUACAGGCCUUCGGAAUGGGGAAAAUAUCGUUCUACAUCAUUGAUUAUUGUGCAAAUAUAGAACAAUGCACCAUUCACAAGAACUCCGUUCGGAUACGGAAAGCACAUCACACCGAAUACGAUGCGUGCAUUACGAGCGACCCGGUGCAGCUAGUGGAUUUGUUGCUCAAUUUGCGGUUCUUUCCUCGUUUUCGACUGAAAAUCGCUAACGCACUCGUUGGUCGUGUACCGAGCGCUUCGCUCACCAUACAACUCAUCCCCCCCGUCAAAGAGCAUUUAGAUUACCAUUGGGGACAACGUGCCGUUCACAUGAUGUGGGAGCUGGUCGAGCUCACCGAACUGAUGGCUUGGCUCUCGACGCUCGGUGGAGCUUUCUCCGCUCUCGGCGACUACCAGCUCGCCUGUGCCGAUACGGCGGGCAAAAUAUCGCUACACCAAAUGAAGCUGGCCUGCCGGUUGGGCGAUCCUUCGCUCGUAGCUCGCUGCCAGCUGUACCUUGCCAUAUCGCUCAUCCAGAGGGCCGAAUUUGCCACUGCUAAACACCUCAUCCAGAGCGUGUACCGCGGCGCACGGAAGCAAAAGGAACCCGAUACGCGCCUACUGAAGAUGUGCCAGGGCAUAUGGGCGAAGCUGCGCUACGAGUACGAUGUGCACCAGAGGAAUGUGGCACGCAAGAAAACGUAAAGAUCGCGUUUUAACGUUGUACCUUGAUCGUUCCUUAAGAGAAUAAAUUUAUAGUAAACAUCGAUUAUCAGUUGUUAGCCUAUCCGGGUUUUGGAAAUAUAAUGCAAAUUCUGUUUUCCUUUUUUUCUGUAUAAAAAAGAUA
This is a messenger RNA of Anopheles merus, 1106 nucleotides long. RefSeq lists its product as uncharacterized. The record is from RefSeq and is a predicted model, not a curated record. The transcript is spliced from 2 exons. NCBI's taxonomy places the organism in Eukaryota, Metazoa, Arthropoda, Insecta, Diptera, Culicidae. The coding region runs from base 296 to 964 and encodes 222 amino acids.